Cadophora gregata is the source of this 1341-nucleotide messenger RNA. RefSeq lists its product as uncharacterized. The record is from RefSeq and is a predicted model, not a curated record. Gene Ontology annotation, molecular function: protein binding. The coding region runs from base 1 to 1341 and encodes 446 amino acids. NCBI's taxonomy places the organism in Eukaryota, Fungi, Ascomycota, Leotiomycetes, Helotiales, Ploettnerulaceae. The transcript has a single exon.
AUGCGGCAAGGAUUCAAGGAUUAUCUAUAUGUCCGUAACACAAGUCCCUUGAUAUUCGGACUUCACAGGGGCUCACCUGACAAAGACUCUGCACGAAAAUUUCGAAAAGACUGCUUGAUCAAGGUUGGAAAGCUCUAUGUUGGACAAGGACGGAAGAGCGACUUUCAGAAAGCUGUGGCAAUUCUUCUAGGUGAUGCUAUGGGCCAUUAUGGACUGGAAAAGGCUUUCCACAGACUGGGCAAAUUUUCUGUCCUGAAUAGCCAGGAUUGUCGUCUAUUCGGUAUGGUCGAUUCUCAACUUGAGUUUUCUCAAAGUUUUUGGGUGGGACAUCGCGACAUCCUCGGUUGGACUCCGCGACAUUAUAAUGCGGCAAGGUAUUUUGAGCAUUUUUCGCAGACAAAGAAAGAGCAGAAAGAGAUUGACUACAAACUCGUCGAUCUGGCAAAUCGGACCCCAUUUCACUAUAUCAAGUCUCCAAACUGUUCUGCGGAUUUUAGAAUACUCACCACCUGGGAAGAAGAUCUUCCUGAAGUAAAAUUUGAUAGGGACGGCAUACCGUGGAUACACUGGGCUUUGGUUCGAUAUGGGGACCGCGCCGUCUUAUCGAACUCAUAUCCCAAACAUACGGUCAUCAAUUUUGACCUUGUUGAUAACUUUGGUCGGGACUGUUUACACUUUGCCAUUCAUAUGAAGCAGAAACCCUUGGCAUUGUAUCUUCUAAGCCACAAUAACUGCCGUAUGGGAGCAAAAGCUAAAUAUGGGAUGACAGUACUCAUGUAUGCGUGUUUAUCUGCCAUCGAUGAUCGUUCAAUGUUGGAAGUGGUGCAUUCAUUGCUUGACAAAGGGGUCAGUGUGGAUGAGUCAGAUGUUUGGCAUAGAACUGCUCUUGCUUAUGCAGCUUCUGUGAUGCCUGAUGGAACUUUCGAUAGUCUGAGAGGAUUAGUACAACAAACACAAAAUGAAGGGGAGGAAGUCAAUCGGCCUGCACAUGUCCGGAUGAAGCCCCCCUUCAUCAAUGCACUGAAAGUUGCCAAGAUUUUGGUCAAGCAUGGAGCGAAGGUUGAAAGCAAUCUGGAAUUCCAGAAGUCUCCUCUCAAGAUGGCGAGGGAUCGUGGUAAUGGAAAAAGUCAGCAAAUGAUAGAGCUCCUCGAGAAAGCUCUAGAGAAAGAGAAACUCAUAUUGGCAGAGACGAGAGAGAGGGAGGAACAGGGCAAGAUCACUCAUUGGUAUAAGCCUCGUGUAGUGGACCCGUCUGAAGAUCGUUCUCAUGACAGCUCGAGCUCUGGUGAUCAUGAGGAGUAUAGCUUGUCUGGUUUAUGCACAGAAGAGCUUCCCGUUUGA